Molecule: messenger RNA, 4673 nt
Organism: Gymnogyps californianus (California condor)
Lineage: Eukaryota; Metazoa; Chordata; Aves; Accipitriformes; Cathartidae
Gene: BICD2
Product: BICD cargo adaptor 2
Exons: 9
Coding region: 23-2512 (829 amino acids)
Biological process (GO): regulation of microtubule cytoskeleton organization; microtubule anchoring at microtubule organizing center; protein localization to organelle
Cellular component (GO): cytosol; Golgi apparatus
Molecular function (GO): cytoskeletal adaptor activity; dynactin binding; dynein complex binding
Source: RefSeq, a predicted model, not a curated record
GGCGGCCGUCCCCGCCGCCGACAUGUCGCUGGCCAUGGAGGAGGAGGAGUACGCCAGGCUGGUGAUGGAGUCGGAGCCCGAGUGGCUGCGGAGCGAGAUCAAGCGGCUCUUCCAGGAGCUGGGCGAGACCACCCGGGAGAAGAUCCAGGCGGCGGAGUACGGGCUGGCCGUGCUGGAGGAGAAGCAGCAGCUGAAGCAGCAGUACGAGGAGCUGGAGCUGGAGUACGAGACCAUCCGCACCGAGAUGGAGCAGCUGAAGGAGGCUUUUGGACAGGCCCAUACCAACCACAAGAAGGUAGCAGCAGAUGGAGAGAGCAGAGAGGAGACCUUGAUUCAGGAAUCUGCUACCAAGGAAGAGUACUACAUGAAGAAGGUUAUGGAGUUGCAGACAGAACUGAAGCAGCUCAGAAAUGUCCUUGCCAACACUCAGUCUGAAAAUGAACGCCUUAAUUCUGUUGCACAGGAACUGAAAGAGGUCAACCAGAAUGUGGAGAUCCAAAGGGCCCGUCUGCGAGAUGAUAUUAAGGAAUAUAAAUUCCGAGAAGCGCGUUUGCUGCAAGACUACACUGAGCUUGAAGAGGAAAACAUCUGUCUCCAGAAACAAGUGUCUGUCCUGAAGCAAAAUCAGGUGGAGUUUGAAGGCCUGAAACAUGAAAUCAAAAGGCUUGAAGAGGAAACAGAAUUUCUCAACAGCCAGCUAGAAGAUGCCAUACGGCUGAAGGAGAUCUCCGAACGCCAACUUGAGGAGGCCUUAGAGACGCUGAAGACAGAGCGGGAGCAGAAGAACAACCUUCGUAAGGAGCUCUCUCACUACAUGAACAUCAACGACUCCAUGUACAACAGCCACCUGAACAUCUCUUUGGAUGGACUGAAGUUCAGCGAUGAAGCCACAGAGCCCAAUAAUGAUGAAAUCAUGAAUGGAUUUGAACAAAACUGCCUCAGCAAACUCAGCAAUGGCAAGAAUAGUACAUCAACGCCCAAGAAAAAUGAAAGCUUCCCUCCAGCCCCAAGUCUGGUUUCAGAUCUUCUGAGUGAAUUAAACAUUUCUGAAAUCCAGAAGCUGAAACAACAGCUUGUACAGAUGGAAAGAGAAAAGGUGAACUUGUUAACAACGCUACAGGAAUCUCAGAAGCAGCUGGAAAAUACACGGGGGGCCCUCUCAGAGCAGCACGAGAAAGUUGGCAGACUCACAGAAAACCUCAACGCAAUGAAGAAGCUCCAGGUCAGCAAGGAACGUCAGUCUGCCCUUGACAACGAGAAGGACCGAGACAGCCACGAAGAUGGAGACUAUUAUGAAGUUGACAUCAACGGGCCAGAGAUCCUGGAGUGCAAGUACAAAGUGGCUGUGGCAGAGAUUACUGACCUAAAAGAAGAGCUCAAAAAUCUUAAGGCCAAAUACAAAGAAUGUGAGUCUAAGUAUGAGGAAGAGAAGAGCAGAUAUGAGACUGAGAGCCAGGCUCUCACUGAAAAGAUCACCUCACUAGAAAAAUCCAGUAGGCAUGAUAGAGAACAGGUGGCCAGACUGGAGAAGGAGCUGAAGAAAGUCAGUGAUGUUGCUGGAGAAACACAGGGCAGCCUCAGUGUGGCCCAAGAUGAACUAGUCACCUUCAGUGAGGAACUGGCCAAUUUAUACCACCAUGUCUGCAUGUGCAACAAUGAAACUCCAAACAGAGUGAUGCUGGAUUACUACAAGGAAGGUAAAGGUGGACGCAGUAGUCCAGAGACCAAGGGCAGAAGGUCUCCCAUUCUCCUUUCUAAAGGGCUGUUAACUAUAGAGCUAGGAAAGGCAGAGAAUGUAAGCGGUGACAGCAGCCCAUCUCCAGUGUCAUCUCUGCCGUCUCCUGUGUCAGAUCCUCGGAAGGAACCAAUGAACAUUUACAACUUGAUCGCUAUAAUCCGGGAUCAGAUCAAACACCUGCAAGCUGCUGUGGACAGAACAACUGAGUUGUCCAGGCAGCGUGUUGCCACUCAAGAACUUGGGCCGGUGGUGGACAAAGACAAGGAAGCUCUCAUGGAAGAAAUCCUGAAGUUGAAGUCCCUGCUGAGCACCAAGAGAGAACAGAUAGCAACUCUGAGAACUGUGCUGAAGGCCAACAAACAGACUGCAGAGGUAGCCCUUGCCAACUUAAAAAGCAAGUAUGAAAAUGAGAAAGCUAUGGUUACGGAGACAAUGAUGAAGCUGCGAAAUGAGCUGAAGGCUUUGAAAGAAGAUGCUGCUACCUUCUCUUCCCUGAGAGCAAUGUUUGCUACAAGAUGUGACGAAUAUGUCACACAGCUGGAUGAAAUGCAGCGGCAGCUUGCGGCAGCUGAGGAUGAGAAGAAGACUCUGAACUCCUUGCUUCGGAUGGCUAUCCAGCAGAAACUGGCAUUGACCCAGCGCCUGGAACAUUUGGAGCUAGACCAUGAGCAGUCCAAAAGGGUGCGCACAAAAUCUGCUUCCAAAGCCAAGAGCAGUAACCCUAGUAUGAUCAGCAGCUUGCUUCCUGUGCAUUGCCGCUCUGCCUAUAAGUAGUCAGGAGAUAUCACAGUACUAAUAUAAGCUGUAGAGUAGUCCCUGGAGAAGGCCUUUCCAACAGUGCAACAGCAUUUCUUAGCCUCUUUCAUUAUGGUUAAAAGUGGUAGCCCAUUGCACAAAGAAUGGAAACCACUGACCUGAUCCUAACUUUUGAAAACACCUUUUCCUAUAUACUACCUGAAACUUUCCUUUUAUGUCUGAAGCUAUAAAACAAACGAGCUUUACCUAUAAGUGCUGCUGCAGUAAGAAAACUUACAAGUGCUGAAGAAACCUACUUCAAAUGUAACGAUCACCAUAUUAGUUUAUGAUCUACUAGAAAUGUUCGGAUGGGGGAAUUUCUUAUUUCAUUGCAGAUGCUCAUUUUUUAUCUGAUUGUUAAACCUGUGCACUUUUGAUAUUUUGAUAUUUUUCUUUAGCUUCUUUAAUUCCUUAUGUAGAAGAGUUUAUAUAAAUGCAGUGGUUUGUGCUCAUAGUCUCUCUCCAAUUUGGGCUUGUGAUUUUUGAAUUCUACAUCAGCAUGUGGCAGAGAUUUUUGGGGGGCUCUAGAUUGUGAUUAGAAAAGAGUUUCAACAAAAAACAGGAGCUCUGCUAAACUGUGUGCUGUGCUUCAGCAGCUUUUUUUAUUAUUAUAAAAUGUUAAGCUUUAUAUGUUUAAAUUACUGAUUUUUUUUUUUUUUUAACUGCCAUGUUCAUUAAGAAAUCCAGGGUAUUCAAAUUCUGGGGUUUUUUUCAUAUUGUAUUAUUAUUCUUAGGAAUAGUUCAAUGUAACAAGAAGAAAACUUGACUUUGCUCUGGUUAAAACAGUAAUAGGCACUUGAAAAAUAUUAAAUAAGUAGUAUUACCUAUAAAUUCCAGAAUUCCUGGGUUUUAGGAAGUUGAAGUAUUAUUGAUUAACAGAAUUUUAUACAACUAUACCAGUUAAAUUCCAAAUUGGAAUUGUUUUGUUACUUUUUCAUUUUAUUGUGCCAAAUUAUGGUACAUUUAGAAAGAAAAAUUCUAAAGUUGUCAAUGAUAGGGUGUUAUAUAUCAGCGCCUUUCUGUCAUUAAUUAUUGCCAGUAGUGCCUUUAAUCAUUUUAAGGGAGACUCUUAGAAUAGCUUAGUCUAAGUCCUGUAACUUAGAAGAAAUGGAAUGGCUGUUUUGGAAUUUAUUAAAGACAUGGAGCAAUAAGUGCAAAGUGAACUCCCCUUUCGCACAUUUUUAAUGGGUAGUCUUACUAUAGAGAUUAUAUAUUCAAGGAAUUGUAAAAAAUUCUGUUAGUCAAUGAUAUUUCAUCAUGCAAAUCCUUGCAAAUUCAGGGGUAUAGAGAAAAAAAAAAAACCAACAAACCUAAACAAACCCAAAUACACUUUGGGAACCAAAUGGACUCAUGUUGAACAAAUGAGCAAGAUGUAUUAACACAUUUGUGGUAACAGUACAGAGAACGUAUCAGGAAUAUUGAUGUUAUGUUAGCUUUGUAUGGUGGUGGAUGCAGUUAACCAUAGCAUUGUUUGCAAAUGUGAACAACAAAACAUUGGUAUCUUCUCUUGCAUGUUGUAUCUAAUCAUUGUAAUUUCAGGAAACAGAAACGGAGAAGUGCAUCAACAAGCUGUACCUAUCUCUCUACUGUUUGUUGAGGCUCACAUGAAUGAUUAAAUUGGUACUUGUUGGGGGGGAGCCUUCCCACUCCUCAAAAAAAGUACAAAUUGAAAUAAUAUUGACAGUGGGGAAAAGAUUUCUGUUUGCUGGAAAAAAAGCAUUAUUAUUCCUAGAUGUGGGGACUUAUAUUUCCAUCUUCUGUUACAGUAUUGAGUCAUAAGAAAUAUUGUUGCAUUUAAAAUUACUACAUUUGUAUGUGGGUAUUUAUUUGAAAUGAUGUCAAAGUACUGUAUUAUGUUUUAUGUGCAUUACCUUUUAGUGGUGGAUUGGUCUCCAUUUAACGUCAUAUGCAUGUAUUCUUGCCAAGUAACCUUUACACAGAUCUGAACAAAAAAAAAAUGUUAAAGAGAAAAUGUGGAAACUUCUUAAAAGUAUAACUGUGUGCUAAUUGGAUAACCUUAGGAGGUAUAGAGGGCAAAACAUUACUUCCAAAUUAAUAAAAGUGUUUAAUGUAGGAAAGCAAUCUGCCUGCGUAAAGGUAGUCACAUUGGCAGUAUCAAUAAAAGAGAAAAGGAAUCGCG